Molecule: messenger RNA, 573 nt
Organism: Linderina pennispora
Lineage: Eukaryota; Fungi; Kickxellomycota; Kickxellomycetes; Kickxellales; Kickxellaceae
Product: putative MOB1 protein
Exons: 1
Coding region: 1-573 (190 amino acids)
Biological process (GO): signal transduction; positive regulation of protein phosphorylation
Cellular component (GO): nucleus; cytoplasm
Molecular function (GO): protein kinase activator activity
Source: RefSeq, a predicted model, not a curated record
AUGCAGUACCAGCUGCGCCAGUACGCCGAGUCGACGCUGGGCAAGGGCUCCCUGAAGGAGGCGGUGAUAAAGCCCGAGGGCGAGGACCUGAACGAAUGGAUAGCCUGCCAUAUUGUGGACUUUUACAACCACGUGAACAUGCUGUACAUGGCGGUCUCGCACCACUGCACCGACGAGACGUGCCCGAAGAUGAGCGCUGGCGAAAAGUACACGUACCUGUGGAAGGACAACGGCCAGUACCGCGAGUCCUCGCAGGUCCCGGCGCAGCUGUAUGUCAAGCUGCUGAUGCAGUGGGUUGAUGCGCAGCUGGACGACCCGCGGCUGUUCCCGGUCGAGCUGGGCCAGCCCUUCCCACAUAACUUCCAGUCCGAGGUCGCCCCCAAUAUCAUGAAGCGCAUGCUGCGCGUCUACGCCCACUUGUACUGGCACCACUACCCGCAGAUGCGCCAGGUUGGCCUUGCCACCAUGAUGAACACGUCCUUCAACCACUUUAUUCUGUUUGUCACAAAAUACGACCUGGUCAAGAGCGAAGAGCUGCAGCCCGUCAAGGACGUCAUCAAAAACCUGGCCUGA